AUGCCACUUCCAGCCAUGGGCCUUUGGGGAGCACUUUGCUUUUUAAUUUUCCUGGGCAAAACUUGGGGACAGGAACAAACCUACGUCAUUUCAGCACCCAAAGUCUUCCAGGUUGGAGCAUCUGAAAAUGUUGUAAUUCAAGCCCAUGGCUACACUGAAGCAUUUGAUGCGACAAUCUCUAUAAGAAGUUAUCCCGAUAAAAAAGUGACCUACUCUUCAGGCUAUGUUAAUUUAUCUCCAGAAAAUAAAUUCCAAAACUCAGCAAUGUUAACAAUACAGCCCAGUCAGCUGCCUGGAGAACAAAGCCCAGUCUCACAUGUGUACCUGGAAGUCGUGUCCAAACAUUUUUCAAAAUCAAAAAAAAUGCCACUAACCUAUGACAAUGGAUUCCUCUUCAUCCAUACAGACAAACCUGUUUACACUCCAGACCAGUCAGUAAAAGUUAGAGUCUACUCACUGAAUGACGACUUGAAACCAGCCAAAAGGGAGACAGUCUUAACUUUCAUAGAUCCUGAAGGAUCAGAAGUUGACAUGGUAGAAGAAAAUGAUUAUACCGGAAUUAUCUCCUUUCCUGACUUCAAGAUUCCACCUAAUCCUAAGUAUGGUGUAUGGACAAUUAAAGCUAAAUAUAAGAAGGAUUUUUCAACAACUGGAACUGCAAACUUUGAAAUUAAAGAAUAUGUCUUGCCACGUUUCUCUGUUUCAAUAGAGCCAGAAAGUAACUUCAUUAGUUAUAAGAACUUUCAGAACUUUGAAAUCACUGUGACAGCCAGAUAUUUUUAUAAUAAAGUAGUCUCCGAUGCUGAAGUGUAUGUCUUUUUUGGGUUGAAAGAAGACAUAAAAGAGGAUCAGAAGGAAAUGAUGCAGAAGGCAAUGCAAGUCACAAGGUUGACCAAUGGAGUCGCUCGCCUCACGUUUGAUUCUGAAACAGCAGUUAAAGAACUGUCAUAUGAAAGUCUAGAAGAGUUACAUGACAAGUACCUUUAUAUCGCUGUGACAGUCACAGAAGCUUCAGGUGGAUUUUCAGAAGAAGCUGACAUUCCUGGCAUCAAAUACGUCAUCUCUCCAUACACACUGAAUUUGGUUGCUACUCCACUUUUCUUGAAGCCCGGGAUUCCAUUUUCCAUUAAGGUACAGGUUAAGGACUCACUUGAUCAGCUGGUAGGCGGGAUCCCAGUCAUUCUCACGGCACAAACAGUCGAUGAGAAUCAGGACACAUCUGACCUGGAGCCCAAGAGAAGCGUCACUCACGCCACUGAUGGAGUCGCUCCCUUUGUGAUCAAUCUCCCAUCUGAAGUGACGGCGCUGAACUUUAACGUCAAAACUGAUGUCCCAGAACUUCCAGAAGAAAAUCAAGCCAGCAGAGAGUAUCAAGCAAUCACAUACUCAUCUCUCAGCCAAAGUUACAUUUAUAUUGCUUGGACUGAAAACUACAAGCCCAUGUUUGUGGGAGAAUUCCUGAAUAUUAUUGUUACCCCCAAGAGUCCAUAUAUUGACAAAAUAACUCACUAUAAUUACUUGAUUUUAUCCAAGGGCAAAAUUGUACAGUAUGGCACAAAAGAGAAAAUUCUCUAUUCGUCUUAUCAAAACAUAAACAUUCCAGUGACACAGGACAUGGUCCCCUCAGCCCGACUCCUGGUCUAUUACAUUGUCACAGGAGAGCAGACAGCAGAAUUAGUGGCUGACUCAGUCUGGAUAAACGUUGAAGAGAAGUGUGGCAACCAGCUGCAGGUUCAUCUGUCUCCAGAUGCAGACGUCUAUUCUCCAGGCCAAACUGUGUCCCUUGAAAUGGUGACUGACGCAGACUCGUGGGUGGCACUCGCAGCAGUCGACAGUGCUGUGUACCGAGUCCAGGAAAAGGUCAAAAGGCCCAUGCAAAGAGUGUUUCAAGCUUUCGAUAAGCGUGACCUGGGCUGUGGGGCAGGUGGCGGCCGUAACAAUGCAGAUGUGUUCCAUCUGGCUGGACUCACAUUCUUCACCAACGCAAACGCAGAUGACUCCAAGCAACACGAUGAAUCAUGUGAAGAAAUCCUCAGGCCAAAAAGAGACGUGCAGACCCUCCUGCAGAAGAAAAUAGAAGAACAAGCUGCUAAAUACAAGCAUCGAGUGCCAAAGAGAUGUUGUCUUGAUGGAGCCCGGCAUAACAUCCAUGAAACCUGUGCACAACGAGUUGCCAGGGUCACCAUUGGCCCAAACUGUGUCAGGGCUUUCAAUGAGUGUUGUAUCAUCGCAACCAAGAUCCGACAAGAAGCUUCCCUUAAACAUAUACAGUUGGGGAGGAUGCACAUAAAGACCCUGUUACCAGCAAUGAAAGCAGACAUUCGAAGCUACUUUCCCGAGAGCUGGCUAUGGGAAGUUCAUCAUGUUCCCAAAAGGAACCAGCUGCAGGUUGUGCUGCCUGACUCACUCACUACCUGGGAGGUCCAAGGCAUCGGCAUUUCAGACAGCGGUAUAUGUGUCGCUGAUACACUCAAGGCAAAAGUGCUCAAAGAUGUCUUUCUGGAGAUGAACAUACCAUAUUCUGUUGUACGAGGGGAGCAGAUCCAGUUGAAAGGAACCGUUUACAAUUACAGGACUUCGGGGACAAUGUUCUGUGUUAGAAUGUUCGCUGCAGAGGGAAUCUGCACGUCAGGGGGCUCAACUGGUAGCCAUCAGGCCUCCAAGCCCUCCAGAUGUGCGCGCCAGAGUAUCGAGGGCUCCUCCACUCACUUGGUGACCUUCAGCCUGCUUCCUCUGGAAAUAGGACUCCUCUCCAUCAACUUCUCACUGGAGACUUCUUUUGGAAGAGAAAUCUUAGUGAAAACACUACGGGUAGUGCCAGAAGGGGUCAGAAGAGAAAGCUAUGCUGGCGUGACGCUCGACCCCAGGGGGAUUUAUGGCAUUGCUAACAGACGAAAGGAAUUCCCAUACAGGAUGCCAUUAGAUUUGGUCCCCAAAACCAGUGUUAAAAGGAUUUUGAGUGUAAAAGGACUGCUUAUAGGGGAGUUCCUGUCCACAGUUCUGAGUAAGGAAGGCAUCGACAUCCUGACCCACCUGCCUAGGAGGAGCGCGGAGGCAGAGAUCAUGAGUGUUGUCCCCGUGUUCUAUGUCUUCCAUUACCUGGAAGCGGGAAGCCACUGGAACAUGUUCUAUCCUGAUUCCUUAGCUAGGAAACAGAGCCUGCAGAAAAAAAUGAGAGAAGGGCUGGUGAGCAUCUCGUCCUACAGAAACAGUGACUAUUCUUACAGCAUGUGGAAGGGGGAAAGUGCCAGUACCUGGUUAACAGCGUUCGCUUUGAGAGUCCUUGGGCAAGUGGCCAAGUACGUGAAACAGGACCAAAACUCAAUCUGUAAUUCUCUGCUGUGGCUGGUUGAGAAGUGUCAGCUGGAAAAUGGAUCUUUCCAGGAAAAUUCCCAAUACAUGCCCAUAAAGUUACAGGGCACUUUGCCUGCAGAAGCCCAGGAGAACGCUUUGUAUCUCACAGCCUUUUCUGUGAUAGGAAUUAGAAAGGCUAUGGACAUUUGCCCCCUGAUGAAAAUCGACACAGCACUGACUAAAGCUGACUCCUUCCUGCUUGCAAAGGCUCUUACAUCCAAGAGCACCUUCACACUGGCCAUCGUGGCCUAUGCUCUUUCCCUAGGAGACAAAACCCACCCGCAAUUUCGUUCAAUCGUCUCAGCCCUGAAAAGGGAAGCUUCGGUUAAAGGUGAUCCACCCAUAUACCGUUUCUGGAAAGAUACUCCCCAAAGUGCAGAUAGCCCGGGACCUAACAGUGGCACAGCAGGUAUGGUGGAAACCACAGCCUACGCUUUGCUUACCUGCCUGAACCUGAAGGAGACAUACUAUGUCAACCCAAUCAUCAAGUGGCUGUCGGAAGAGCAGAGGUAUGGAGGCGGCUUUUAUUCCACCCAGGAUACCAUUAACGCCAUCGAGGGCCUGACAGAAUAUUCACUCCUAGCUAAACAACUUCAUUUGAAUAUGGAUAUCAACGUCUCCUACAAGCACAAAGGGGAUUUCUACCAUUAUAAGGUGACGGAGAAGAAUUUCCUUGGGCGGCCAGUGGAGGUACCUCUCAAUGAUGACCUCGUCGUCACCACAGGAUAUAGCAAUGGCUUGGCAACAGUACAUGUAAAAACUGUGGUUCACAAAACUAGUGUCUCUGAGGAAUUCUGCAGCUUUUACUUGAAAAUUGAUACUCAAGACAUUGACGCCUCCAGCUACUCCAGCCACAGUGACUCCGGACACAAGCACGUGGUAGCGUGUGCCAGCUACAAGGCCAGCAAGGGGGAGUCAGCAUCCGGGUCCUCCCAUGCAGUGAUGGAUAUCUCUCUGCCAACUGGAAUUGGAGCAAACCAAGAAGAUUUACGUGCUCUUGUGGAAGGAGUGGAUCAACUCCUGACUGAUUACCAGAUCAAAGAUGGCCAUGUUAUUCUGCAGCUGAAUUCAAUUCCCUCCAGAGAUUUCCUUUGUGUCCGAUUCCGGAUAUUUGAACUUUUCCAAGUUGGGUUUCUGAACCCUGCUACCUUCACGGUGUAUGAAUAUCACAGACCAGACAAGCAGUGCACCAUGUUCUAUAGCACCUCUGACAGCAGACUCCAGAGAGUUUGUGAAGGAGCAGCAUGCCGGUGUAUGGAAGCUGACUGUGGACAACUGCAGGCGGAGCUGGACCUGUCCAUCUCUGCAGACAAAAGGAAAGACACAGCCUGUAAACCAGAAAUUGCAUAUGCUUAUAAAGUUAAGAUCACAUCCACCACUGAAGAAAACGUGUUUGUCAAAUACACGGCGACUCUUCUGGAUAUUUACAAAACAGGGGAAGCCGCUGCUGAGAAGGACUCUGAAAUCACCUUCAUUAGAAAGAUGAGCUGCGGCAACGCCGCUCUGGUGAAGGGGAAGCAGUACCUUGUCAUGGGCAAAGAGGCUCUGCAGAUCAAGCACAACUUCAGUUUCAAGUACAUCUACCCUCUAGACUCCUCCACCUGGAUUGAAUACUGGCCCACAGACACGACGUGUCCAUCAUGUCCAGAGUUUGUAGCUAAUCUGGAAGAGUUUGCUGAAGACAUCUUUUUGAGCGGCUGUGAAAGCGCCUGAGGAAAUUUUGCUGUGCUGCUUUCCCCACGAACCGCAGUGGUGACGUUUUCUUCCCCUAGAAGCCACUCUUCCUUGGAAACUUAUCCUAAAAUUCACUGCACUUUCUUUUUAGUAAGGCACAAGUUGAAGUUAUGACUUUGUGAAAUAACAGAGCCUUGUGGGGCCAUGAAGACAGGCCCCCCAGGGAUAUCGGGCAUCGGCACCAAUAAAGCGAACCACACUGAACACGGCGGUUGGGAGUGAUUAUUGGGACCAAAAAA
Messenger RNA from Chionomys nivalis (European snow vole), 5327 nucleotides. Its product is annotated as complement C5. NCBI's taxonomy places the organism in Eukaryota, Metazoa, Chordata, Mammalia, Rodentia, Cricetidae. The transcript is spliced from 41 exons. Gene Ontology annotation, cellular component: extracellular region. Gene Ontology annotation, molecular function: protein binding; endopeptidase inhibitor activity. The record is from RefSeq and is a predicted model, not a curated record. Bases 1 to 5067 code for a protein of 1688 amino acids.